This is a messenger RNA of Salvelinus sp. IW2-2015, 1411 nucleotides long. RefSeq names its product serine protease HTRA1A. Gene Ontology annotation, molecular function: serine-type endopeptidase activity; protein binding. NCBI's taxonomy places the organism in Eukaryota, Metazoa, Chordata, Actinopteri, Salmoniformes, Salmonidae. The record is from RefSeq and is a predicted model, not a curated record. Gene Ontology annotation, biological process: proteolysis; programmed cell death; positive regulation of apoptotic process. Gene Ontology annotation, cellular component: extracellular region.
UCUCUCCGCAUCUCUCUUUCUUUCCCUUUCUACCUCUCUCUAUCUUCCCCUCCCUCUCGCUCAGGAUGGCAUAUUCUAAGAGGGAGGUGGCGGUGGCCAGUGGCUCAGGGUUCGUGGUGUCAGAGGAUGGACAGAUCGUGACCAACGCCCACGUUGUGGCCAAUAAGCAUAGAGUAAAGGUGGAGCUGAAGAGCGGCGCCACCUACGACGCCAAGAUCAAAGACGUGGAUGAGAAGUCCGACAUCGCACUCCUCAAGAUCGACUCACCAAUCAAGCUUCCUGUGCUGAUGUUGGGGCUUUCGUCAGACCUGAGGCCUGGGGAGUUUGUGGUGGCCAUCGGAAGCCCCUUCUCACUCCAGAACACAGUUACCACAGGAAUAGUCAGCACAACCCAACGAGGGGGCAAGGAGUUGGGCCUACGCAACUCUGAAAUGGAAUACAUUCAGACAGACGCUAUUAUCAAUUAUGGUAAUUCAGGAGGUCCUCUGGUGAAUCUGGAUGGUGAGGUGAUCGGGAUCAACACUCUGAAAGUGACAGCUGGUAUUUCUUUCGCCAUUCCCUCCGAUAAGAUCAGAGAGUUCCUGACUGAAUCCUACGUCAGACAGUUCCGAGGAAGAGCUGGGGCAAAGAGAUACAUUGGCGUGAGGAUGAUGACACUCACUCCAGCSUUGACCAAGGAGCUAAAGGUGCGACACAAAGACUUCCCUGAUAUCACCUCUGGAGCGUACGUCAUGGAGGUAAUCUCCAAAACACCAGCCGCAGCUGGCGGUCUGAAGGAGCAUGAUGUCAUCAUCUCUAUCAACGGCCAGCGGAUUUCCUCUGCAACCGACGUCAGCGCCAUCAUCAAGAAGGACGUCACGCUGCAGGUGGUGGUGCGCCGUAGUAACGAGGACGUCAUCAUCACCAUCGUUCCCAUGGAGAUCGACCCCUGACCCCCCAGCCCCACCGAUGAGCUGAUGCUCAUUAGCAUCACUAAUGGACCUUAUAUGGACAUGUGUGUUUAAUCGCGCUCCAUGGAGAAUCUGUGGCCUUUAGGGCUUUGUGGCACCAUGCACCUGAUCAGGUUAAGACUUCGCCUUGAAAAGGAACGAUUGUAUAGAGCAUCUCAGCAGAGUUGUACUUCCUCAUCCAUGUGUAUUACACUUUUAUUAUUGUACGCUUCUACUACUGUYUACUGUUAAACACUAGCUAGUUGACCUGUUUUGASUUGUUAAUUCUGUGUUUUUUUAUACUGACUGAUUGUUCAGAUGGAGGCCCACCAUGGCAAUGUAAAACAAUGUAGAGAGCAGCUCUGUGCGAGUUGUGCAAUUAUUUUUUUCUAAAUUCCUAUUCUAAGUACUGUAGUUUUAUGGUGUAUUUGUCAAUGACAUUUACAGAGAAGAGAAUAAAGUCAAGUGUUUUAUGAUGGUAA